This is a messenger RNA of Scheffersomyces coipomensis, 690 nucleotides long. It is a transcript of the gene ADE8, whose product is annotated as phosphoribosylglycinamide formyltransferase. The transcript has a single exon. Gene Ontology annotation, biological process: 'de novo' IMP biosynthetic process. Bases 1 to 690 code for a protein of 229 amino acids. Gene Ontology annotation, cellular component: cytoplasm. The record is from RefSeq and is a predicted model, not a curated record. Gene Ontology annotation, molecular function: phosphoribosylglycinamide formyltransferase activity. Lineage: Eukaryota; Fungi; Ascomycota; Pichiomycetes; Serinales; Debaryomycetaceae.
AUGUCAUUGAAUAUAACGGUAUUGAUCUCAGGAUCAGGAACUAACUUACAAGCUUUAAUUGAUGCUGAAAAAUCCCACCUUUUAAAAGGUACCAUAACUCAAGUAAUAUCAUCCAAUGAAUCAGCCUUUGGAAUAACUAGAGCUCAAAAUGCUCAUAUAAAGUUAAUUAAAAGUCAUACUUUAAAAUCUUAUUAUAAAGGUAUACCUAAAGAUCAAACUGAACAACGUCAAGCUAAACGUGAACAAUUCAAUUUGGAUUUAGCUAAUUUAUUAAUCUAUGGUAAUAUUAAUGGUACGAAAUCAAAUGAUGAUGAUUAUAAAAAACCAGAUUUAAUCGUAUGUGCUGGUUGGAUGUUGAUUUUAUCCCCUACUGUAUUGAUACCCUUAGAAAAGGAAGGAAUAACCAUUAUUAAUUUACAUCCCGCUUUACCUGGUGCAUUUGAAGGUACUCAUGCCAUUGAUCGUGCUUGGAAAGCAGGUCAAGAUGGAGAAAUUUCAAAAGGUGGAGUUAUGAUUCAUCGAGUUAUAACUGAAGUUGAUAAAGGUGAUCCGGUAUUAGUUAAAGAAAUUGAUCUUAUUAAAUCAGAUACUUUGGAACAAUAUGAAGAUAAAGUUCAUAAAGUUGAACAUGUAGCUAUUGUUGAAGGAACUAAUAUAAUCUUACAAGAAUUAUUAAAUAAGAAGAAUUAG